Messenger RNA from Coffea arabica (coffee), 513 nucleotides. The record is from RefSeq and is a predicted model, not a curated record. NCBI's taxonomy places the organism in Eukaryota, Viridiplantae, Streptophyta, Magnoliopsida, Gentianales, Rubiaceae.
AUGAAGGUGUUUAUGGAUCACCCAGAAGACAACGAGAUAUUAUCAUCAUCACAAAAGGGGAUGGAACAUUUUUUUGGUGAAGGAAUUAGCCACGUUGAGGCAAAAGAUUAUGAUUAUCGAGGGCGUGGACAAUGUCCUGGAGUUUUUACAGUUCAACCGAGUCUGGAUACCUAUGACAAGGGGAAAGACGAAGCAGAAGAAGAGACAGAUAAUGGAGAGCACCAGUACAAAAUAGGAGGAGAUAAUGUAUUUGCAUCUGGGCCGAUCAAUCCUCCACCGGAUUUGUAUACGUAUGUAGAGGGUGGUGGACUUUCUGGAAUAGACGCCACAUAUAUAUGCCGCUGCAACUCUAGACCAGAAAAAGGCAAUUCUAUGAGAUCACCCACAAAAUUUCUUCCUAAAUUGAAAGCAAUAAAUGGCUGCUUCUGCUCGAAUUUCGUUUUGUUUUCUCAGCAGCUCAGAAAUUGUUCCUUGAGCUUAAACCAAACAUUUAUUCCAAAGACAACCUUGUGA